UCUAGCUGGAGAGUGAGUCGUUUGAACCUGAUGAAUGCCGAUUGAGGACUUUAUGAAAAUGGAAAGUUAUGAGGCAUGUGUAGGUUUUGAUCUCUGUAAGACACCCCUCUCCACUGUUGCUCAGAAGAUUAUGUGUGCUAUGCGUUCAGGUGCUUUCAUGGAUUCUAAGAAUGAGGGAGAGAGUACAAACACUUCAAAAGUGACCAAAAAUUCCAGUGUUCAUUAUUCAGUAUUAGCUGACCAGGAGAGGACUCAAUCACUAGAAACAAAGAAUCCUAAGUUAUUAAUAACCCAGACACCUAAAGGAUCUGUCAGGUCCUUUCCUCAGUCCUCCAUUGCUAAUCUCACAAGUCAGCUUUCUGCUGGUCAAGUACAGAACAGCAUCAGUGCUUUGGCUCUUUCCAGUUAUUUAAUUCCACAGAGUUGUCAGAAAGCUCUAGUCUUACAGAAGAUGGAGCAUACAAGAAAGCCCUUCCUAAAGGAAAAUAUAGCUAAAGAAAGUGAGGAAAGCUUGAAUCUUAAAAGAAAACUUAUUACAUGUAGUGAUUACCCAGAAAAAACAAGUAAACACAUAGCACUGGAAGAAGAUACUGAUGAGGCUGAAACCGGGCUAAACUCUGAAGACACGAGAAUGUUUGGAAAACAGCUUUGUGAUGUUAGGUACUUGGAUGAUUUAGCAAAAGUACAGCUGAUGGAUGUAGUCAAGCAGGCAGAAGCCCUGGUUGUGACACUGAUGUAUGAGGAUGGUUCCACACAGCUCAGAACCAACCAGACUUUAACUUGCCCUGUUAAAGGAAUUAUAGUGUUACUAAAAAGUCAUGUAGACAGCAGCCGUCUAAUUCCCACAGCCCGAAGUAGUGUUCUGGGAGAGAACUCCACAUCCACAGAUCACUGUAUCUACAUGCAUACCAAGCAUUCCCAUUUCUGGGACCCAAAGAAAGAGGCACAUACUCUAUUUGUCAAGAACAUGCUGUUUUGGACACUUAGAUGUAAAUGUCCUGUUGUUUGUUUUAAUGCCAAGGACUUUGUGAGAACAGUACUACAGUUCUUUGGUGAAGAUGAUAUUUGGAAACAUGUUGCAGGUUUUGUAGGACUAGAUCCAAGAGUUGCUGCAUGGCUCAUAGAUCCUAGUGACACUGCACCUUCGUUUGAAGAUUUAGUAGCAAAACACCUAGAAAAGUCCAUAAUAGUCAAACAAAGCAGCACAUUUGGUGAUACCUCAAGAAAUAUUGUGAAUCAGAAUGUAUAUGCAAACCUGAGGAUACUCUACGACCUCACGAUGGAUCUCUGUUCCAAGUUGAAGGCUUAUGGCUUAUGGCAGCUAUUUUGUACUUUGGAGCUUCCUUUGAUACCAAUUUUGGCAGUGAUGGAAAACCAUAAGAUUCCAGUUGACAAAGAAGAAAUGGAGAGGACUUCGGCACUCCUUGGGGCUCGCCUCAAAGAACUGGAGCAAGAAGCCCAUUUUGUUGCAGGAGAACAGUUUCUUAUAAUGAGUAAUAACCAGCUUCGUGAGAUCCUCUUUGGCAAAUUGAAGCUGCACUUGCUGAGUCAGAGGAAGCAUCUUCCCAGAACUGGGCUGCAGAAACAGCUGUCCACAUCAGAGGCCAUGUUAAAUUCUCUACAAGACCUUCACCCAUUACCCAAGAUAAUUUUGGAAUAUAGGCAGGUUCACAAGAUCAAGUCAACUUUUGUAGAUGGAUUACUAGCUUAUAUGAAAAAGGGCUCCGUCUCUUCUACAUGGAAUCAGACUGGAACUGUGUCGGGGAGACUUUCAUCCAAGCAUCCUAAUAUCCAAGGUAUUUCCAAGCACCCAAUUCAGAUCUCUAAGCCUCGGAAUUUUAAAGGUAAAGAAGAGGAGACUGUCACCAUCUCCCCAAGAACCCUCUUUGUUUCCUCUGAAGGCCACACCUUCCUGGCAGCAGACUUUUCACAGAUUGAAUUGCGCAUUCUUGCACAUUUAUCUGGGGACCCAGAGCUUUUGAAGUUAUUCCAGGAAUCUGAAAAAGAUGAUGUCUUUUCUACCCUUACUUCCCAAUGGGAGAAGAGUCAGUUCUUUGGUGUUCACCAACAUGGGAAGUUUCACCAAAACAGGCUUUUGCUUUGGGCUCUGUUGCUGGUUUGCAGAUCACCCAAGAGUGAGCAACACACUCUUUCCAGCAGUACCUUUGGUUUUUGCCAUUGUAAAUGGGUCUAAUGUGAUAUGACAAGAACAGAGAAAUUGGAUGUAAAUUUACAUUUUUGGAUAUGCUUGUUGUUCACAUGAUACAUUUAAGGUAUUCUCUUUGGUGAUAUAUAUUGCAUUAUAUAUUGAUGUGCAUAUCAAUAUAUACCGAUGUGUGUUACACUUACACAUACAAACACACAUAAGUGAGGGGGUGAAACCGUAGCCUGCACUCCCUAGCCUCUGCACAAUCUCGGUGUUGUGAUGUACAGAAAUGGAGAAGAGUAUUAAACCAUAUUUAAGAAUUAAAAAAAUAGCCUCCAAAAACAGAGAAACCCUGUCUCGAAAAAAAAAACCAAAAAAAAAAAAAAGAACUAAAAAAAAUAGUGCUAAAGAUGCCAACACAGUUGAUGUCCUCUGAAGGCAUGGUGGGAGAGCAGAAGGGAAGUCAGUUUUGUUUAAAAGUAUGGCCACUGGACCCUUGAGUAUAUAGGCAGCACAAUUGGACUUGGUGUUUUGUUUUUUUAAAAGAGGGCACAAAAGUAGGAGGGUGGACCUGGGAGGAAUAGGAAAUGAAUAUGAUCAAAGUACAUUGUAUGAAAUUCUCAAAUAAUUAAUAAAAUAUUACAUUAAAAGGAGUUGAGGAUUUAGCUCAAGUCCCCAGAUUCAGUCUUCAGCUCAUAGAUAUAGAUAUAGAUAUAGAUAUUCAGGCAUGGUAGUGAAUGACUUUAAUCCCAGCAUUCAGGAAGCAGAGGCAGGUGGAUCUCUGUGAGUUCAAGGCUAGCCAGGUCUACAUAGUGAUACUCUGUCUCAAAAACAACAACAACAACAAAAAACUAUGUAGAUGAAAAGCACUAAGAUGUGAAGAACUUUAAGAGAUAACAUGAACACUGUAGAAAAGGGUGAUGGGUGAUAUCAUUAAAGUGAAGAAUACCAUAUCAAAACAAGAAUAGAAAAUGCAUCUUAGGUCAAGUGUGGUGGUACAUGCCUUUGAUCCUAUUACUCAGGAGGCAGAAGCAGGUGGAUCUCUGAGUUCAAAGCCAGCCUGGUCUCCAGGGUGAUUUCCAGUCCAGCCAAAACUACAUAGUUGAGACCCCAUCUCAAAAAGAAGAGAAAGAGGAGGAGGAGAAGGAGGAAUAUGUGACUUAGGAAAGUCUGUGAAUCUCUGCCAGUAUAUGGAGACAAGAAUGAGACACGAAGAGGAAAAAGAAAACAUGGACCCCUUAAAGCCCAUACAUGGGAUAAAAUAAAAUAAGUCAGCUUUCACAAGAAGAGGAGAGAAUAAAGGCAAAGUGUAAUAAAUAUGGCAGAACACAUUCAAAUGUUGAAUGAUAAUAAUUUACAUAUCCAAAAAGCUUUAAAACAUUCUAAAUAUUUAAUGCAAAGAAAGUCACACAAUGGCCACAUUAUUAACGUAAAAUUUUUAAAAAUCUAAUAUGAAAAGAAAAUCUUAAAAACCAGCAACAGAAGUGAAGACACAUUGGCAAAGCAACAAUGGUAUAACUACAGCAAAAAUAGGCAGAAGACAGUAGGUUAGUGUUGUGUCCGGUCUGGAUUAGUCCCUUGUUGCAGGGGCCAUUUAUCAUGGACUGAUGUCUUCGGGGCUGCAAUCUGAACCAGCCAAACAACCCUGGGUCCAAAGCUGAGUGGAGGAGUGUGAACGCAGGAUAGGCUAACUCUCCAAGGGUAUUAAGGAUGAGACAGAGACAUCUGUUCAUAUCAGAAGGGCAAUCAGUUAACACUGAAGGCCACGGUUUAUUGAAUCAUCAUCUUAAGUAACCAUCCAAAGGUGGGGGCAAUGACAGAAGACAUCUAUUAUCAUGUAUAAAGGGCUGAUAACAAAUAUUUCCCUUAAUCCUAGAGACACUCCUUUGCAGCAUGUACGCAAGCCCUCAGGCACUCCAGACCAGCACGUCUCACUAGCCUUCAGUAGACUCGCCCUGGCCCAGGGCUUUUGUUGUUUAGAAUUAGGAGUCAUCCACAUUCAAAAAAUUUUAAAUGAAGAGUGCAUGAUUUAAUGCAUCAUGUGGAGACAUCAUGUGGGACAUAACUCUGCUCUCUUUAUUUUUUUAAGUUGUGUUUUCAGAGAGCUAUGAGCAUGCUCCACAAUUCCUUGUCCUUGAGGAUUAUAAGGAAUGACUGUUUUGUGAUCAAUUUUCCAUUGAGCACAAAAUUGCUGAAAUGCUUUCCUAGUAUAUCCAGACCCAUUGUCUGUUUUUAUCACUUUUGGAACUCCCAUGUAAGCAAAACAUUUUAAACAGUGAUUUAUCACAUGCUCAGUGGCUUCUCCAGUUUGUGCAGUGACCAUUAAGAAGCCUGAAUACUUAUCAACUGCCACGUGGACAUAUUUUAACUUGCCAAAUUCUGCAAUAUGACUAACAUCCAUUUGCCACAAAUGGUUAGGAAGCAGGCCUCAAGGGUUUACUCUUAAAUUAGUUGCAGGUAAAUAUUGUGGGCACAUAUCACACUGUCGAUUUGACGAACAGUUUCUCUAGUUAAACCAAAUUGCUUUCUUAGACUUCUGUUAUUCUGAUGAUGAAAGUUAUGUGAUUACUGAGCUCUUUCUACCUGAAAUAAAGUGACAGAUUUUGUUAAUCUAUCUGCUGACUGGUUCCCUUCAGUCAGUGGGCUGGGAAGGUUUGAAUGAGCUCUUAUGUAGCCCACAAAAUACGGCAAUUUUCUUAGAUGAAUUGCAUUUUGAAUUUGCUCAAACAAUAUUCUAACCUCAUCAUUACUAGUUUCAAUGCAUGGAACUGCCUCUAUCACUUAAAGAGCUUUAGAAAUAUAAUGAUCAUCAGUAUACAAAUUAAAUGAAUCAUUUACUAGAAGCUGAAAGACCUUUGUAACAGCUCGUAACACUUACUAUUUAAGCAAAGCUGGAGGUGUUUGUUUUAUAUAUUCUUUGCCAUCUCUAACAUAAGCUGUUCUUCCAUUAGAGGUACCAUCAGUAAAAACUAACAGCAUUUUUCACAGGAUUAGUCCUUACAAUUUUGAGGAAUAUAAAAGGAUGCAUUAGCGCAAAUUACAACAGUCUAUGAGCUGGAAAUUGAUUUUCAGUUUUUCCCGAAAAUUGAGCAAAAGCGACUAUCCACAAAUCAUUGUUUUGAAAUAACCAAUCAACUUGCUGUUUGGUAUAAGGAACAUGUAUUACACUUGGUUCUCUGCCAAACUAUUUCCCAGAUUCCACAUAGCACUUCUGCCCCAUACAAGCUACUGCUUCAAAAUAAGGAUUUAACACUUUGGCUGGGGAAACAGGUAGAUGUAAC
Molecule: messenger RNA, 5427 nt
Organism: Mesocricetus auratus (golden hamster)
Lineage: Eukaryota; Metazoa; Chordata; Mammalia; Rodentia; Cricetidae
Gene: Poln
Product: DNA polymerase nu
Exons: 19
Coding region: 35-2194 (719 amino acids)
Biological process (GO): double-strand break repair; DNA-templated DNA replication
Molecular function (GO): DNA-directed DNA polymerase activity; DNA binding
Source: RefSeq, a predicted model, not a curated record